Molecule: messenger RNA, 6367 nt
Organism: Pygocentrus nattereri (red-bellied piranha)
Lineage: Eukaryota; Metazoa; Chordata; Actinopteri; Characiformes; Serrasalmidae
Exons: 14
Coding region: 57-6005 (1982 amino acids)
Biological process (GO): homophilic cell-cell adhesion
Cellular component (GO): plasma membrane; desmosome
Molecular function (GO): calcium ion binding
Source: RefSeq, a predicted model, not a curated record
CAGAACACAGGAGAGUGAGAAAGGGGGAGAAGAGAAGAGAAGAGAAGAGAAGGAGCAUGGCUCCUGUCUGGCUUGGAAGACUCUGUCUGCUCCUGCUUUUGUGCAUCACUGUGCUUUCACAAACUGCAGAACGAUCCAAGAGAAAAAAGCGGGAGUGGAUUCGUCCUGCUGCAAAACUCGUCGAGAAUGUUGACUACACAAAAAAUGAAUUCAUAGCCAAAAUAUGGUCUGAUAAGCACACAGAAGACCAGCCCCUGGAGUACAGCCUAACAGGACAUGGUGCUGACAAGGAGCCGUAUAACCUAUUUCUUGUCAACCCCCAAAAUGGCUGGCUCAGAAUCACAGGCAUACUGGACAGAGAGGAAAGAUCAGAGUAUAAUUUGAAAGGACUGGCGAGAUACAGAAAUGCCAGUCUGGCAGAAGGAGAGGUUCAUCUGAAAAUAAAGGUCGUGGAUCAGAACGACAAUCCACCAAAGUUUACCUUCUCCAAAGGUUCUGUGGCAGAAUGCAGUAAAAUAGAAACCCGUGUCAUGAGGAUAAGAGCUGAGGAUGCUGAUGAGCAGGGAACCAUCAAUGCAAAGAUUGCAUACAGUAUAGUGAAGCAAAUCCCAGAGGGAGCUGGUCCCAUGUUCUCCAUUGACAGAGACACUGGAGAUAUCUAUGUGAAAGAGCACACCCUGGACAGAGAGACACUUGACUCCUACACUUUAAUAGUGCAGGGUGUGGAUAUGGACGGCGCUCCAAACGGCAACACAGGAACUGGUACAGUAGAGAUUAAGGUUUUGGACAUCAAUGACAAUGUUCCCACUCUUGAAAAAGAUGAGCACACAGGCAGGGUUGAUGAAGAUGUAGCUGAUGCGGUUGUGAUGAGAAUCAAAGCUCUGGAUAAAGACCAGGAGUACACUGAUAACUGGCUGGUCCACUUUACAAUCAUCGAGGGUAAUGAAGAUGAACUCUUCACUAUAGAGACAGAUCCUAAGACCAAUGAAGGGAUUCUAAAGCUGGUCAAGCUGGUGGAUUAUGAAAAGGUCAAAGAGGUGAAUCUGGGCCUGGCCAUUUCAAAUGUAGCACCUCUCAUUAAUGCAGCAGAUUCAGACGGAAAUUUGGGAGGCACUGGAGCUGGAACAGGACUAGCAGGGGGAGGGAGAGGAGGAGGAGCAGAGGGAGGGGCCGGGGCAAGUGCAGGAGUAACAUCUGGUGUUAUAAUAGGUCUUAAACCUGAGUCAAGACCAGGUCUCAAACCAGACAAAAAGCCAUCAGCUAUAGAAGGGAAAAGGUACCCAGUUAAAAUAAUUGUAAACAACUUAUCCGAUGGCCUAGCCUUUUCACCAUCUAAGAAGGAGUUUCCUGUGUCAGAGGACCCAAAGAAAAUUCAAGUUCCUAAAAUUAUUGGUUCUUUUCCUGCCGUGGAUGGUGAUACUGGAAAAAGUGCUGAAAAUGUCAGGUAUGCAAAAGGCUAUGAUCCAGACAACUGGCUAUCCAUAAACGAGGAGACAUCAGAAAUUAAACUUGUGAAGAUUCCAGAUCGAGAGUCAAAGUUUCUGGUCAAUGGAACCUACUUUGCCAAGAUAAUCUGCAUGACGCAAGAUGUGCCUCCCAGGACAGUCACUGGAACAAUAGCUUUAAAGGUGGAAGACUCAAAUGACCACUGUCCCAGACUGACCAGCAACUACGCGAGCAUCUGCUCUGAUACUAAAAUCAUAAACGUGACUGCACUUGACCAGGACAUCUAUCCAAAUGCAGAGCCAUAUAAAUUUGUGCUGGUAGAGGAGGAGACUCAUGGAGAGUGGGAAAUGGUUCCUGUAAAUGGAACAACAGUGAGCUUUCAUGCCAAGGACUUGCUGUGGCCAGGCUUUUAUGAGCUGACUGUGGAGAUCUUUGACAUGCAGGGAUUGGGCUGUGAGGACAAGCAGAAGCUUCAAGUGGAGGUGUGCACCUGUGAGGAAGGUGACACCUGUGUUGUGGCACUCAGGUCUUCCCAACAGCAUGCGUCCUCAGUCAAAGUGGGUGUUCCAGCCAUCGGACUGCUCAUGGCCGGCCUGGCACUGCUUAUAUUGGUUCCCAUGCUUCUGUUGGUCUGCCAGUGUGGGGUGGUGAGCGAAUUCACAGAGCUGCCGUUUGAUGCUAAAGAACAACUUAUCUCAUACCACACUGAAGGAAAGGGGGAGGACAAGGAGGUGCCUCUUCUCAGUGCUCCAGACCAGCAAUCUAUGGCAGUGGGUGGUAAUGCUGGCAGCAAAGUCCCCAUGAUGGCACCUACUCAGGCUCACGAAUGGGUCAUGGAGAUUGACCGCAUGCUUGCAUACCAAAACAACACUUUUUCAGCUGAGCAUCAUGGAAGCAACCUCUAUUCUUCAUCAUUCAGGCGUGUAAGGCAUGAUCUCUAUGGAGGGAUAGCACUGCCAGACAAUUUUCUACAUGAAUACUUCACUCAGAAAGCAAGGCAUGCAGCUGAGAACCCUCCUCUCACUGACAGUCUGCUAGCGUACAGCUGUGAAGAUCAAGAUUCUCCUGUAGGCUCUUUGGGCUGCUGCAGUCUCCUUGAGUCAGGAAGCGACAUGACAUUUCUCAGUGAUUUAGGACCAAAGUUUAUGACUUUAGCAGAGAUUUGCAGUCCCUCAAAACCUAGUCCACCACCAACAAAGGUUGAACAAAUUGUCAAGCCAAAAGAUACCACCAUCAAAAGUGAGUGUUCUCUCACCACCAGUACAGCUCCAUUUUCUGAACCUGUGCCACCUUUACCAGAGCAAAGCAAAGUUGAUUCCAAAGAUCUCAAUAACUCAGACACUCUUUCCACCAUGAUUACUAGUCCGAAACAGCUUGUGCAGCAGCAGCCUAUGUACUAUUUGGUAGAACAUCAGGUACCAAGAACUGUGAUUAUUGCCGAGAGACCUACGCAGGGUACAUACUUAAUAAAUGGGUCAGGAGGGGCCAGGGGGUUAAUCCUCCAAGACAGUAAUAAAGCACAGGCCUCACUGCAGCAAGGAUUAUACCUGAUUAGCGAAACUUCUAUGCUACAGGAACAUUCAAUAGACAGCACCUCAAAUCCCUCCAGCCCCAGAAGCCCAACUUCUCCAACCAUCUGGGUUCAGGGAAGCCAAAGCUGUUUCCCACACCAUGAUUCAGUCUCUCAAAGAACUCUCCCUGAGACUCAGAGGGUGAUACUACUACAGAGUGAGGGUAAUGUAAUACCUGCUGUACUUUCACAGACAUGUGCACAAACGGAGACUCGAGGCAUAGGUUCAGACCAUCCUGUAGAAGCAGGGUAUGUAAUGCUUGUUCAAGAUCAAAAUACCUUGGGCCCUCGAAGGUCAACACAAGCUCAGGCAGAGUUACAGUCUCCAGACAGCUCUUUGAAGUUUAGUCCAGUUUUUGCACAGGACAGAGUUCCUGAGAAUGUGUUCAUGCACCAGCAAGGUACUUUGAGUUUUAACCAGCCAGAAGAAGCACAGGCACAACUGAACACAAAAGAAGAUAUGCCACAGUUUAGACUUGACCCCCUACUUACCAAAGGGCAAGGAAACACGGAGGAGUUCUCAAAGCAGAUUAAUACAGACUACACUGCUGAUGUGACACAAAUUCCCACUUCCACUCAUUUUAUUCCCCUCAACCUUCCACUAGUCAGAUCCACUACUGCAGAUGUGCUAGCAAAAGCCAAUGCUAUAAGAAAAGAGCUUGAGGAAACUAUGCUUACUGAGGGCUUCAUGACAUGUAUAUCACCUAACAGACAAGAAAAGAAGUCAGCAGAUGACAUAAGUUCAGUAAAUGACGAUUUCAGUGCCAUAGAAACAGCAGAUCUUGCAACAAAGUGUCAAAAAGAGAAAAAGGAAGACCAUGACUCUGAAAGUCAGGGUAGUGAAGUUGAAGAGACUAACCUAACAGUAAGGGAUACUUCAGUAUCACAAGUGGGCGCCGGUCAGAAUGGAACUGCAAAGGCCACAAUAGCUAGUAAAACAGAACAAGCUGACCUCAAUGAUUCAGAAGAAGUUGGUGUGACAACGAUAGAGAUGAUCUCAGCAGCAACUCAAGAAAUCAUUUGUGAACAAAGUCUUCUUCAUCGACUUGAGGAAGAAACUGAAUAUGUUGCUUCUCAGUUGAAGAGAGAAGACUCACCUGUGACAGAGCAAGUAGAAACUCCAGCAGUAGAACUGAAUGAUGAAAUAGACCAAGAACUUGCAGAUGCUUCAAAUGUUACUCUUGAGACACCACAAGACAUUUCAGGGGUGAUUUUGGAGGUAGAUACAGAGGCAGGGGUAGUCACUGACUUCCAGGUGACUUUACUUACUGAGGAGGAAGAGCUAAAGCCAGAGCAACAAAACAUUGAGGAAGUAAAGGAAAAUGAAGAUGGUCCUAAGGUUAGUGUCAAUGCUAGCCACUUAGGACGAGUCAGUGCAAUGGUGGAAGACAGUAACUCAGCAGUCACCCAGGAAGCUAUUUCUGAACAAAGCCUCCUUACUCUUGAAGUGAAGUUGGCUGGUUCUGACUUAGAGAGGGAAGAUGCAGAAAGUGAACUUCAGUUAAGCAUGCAAAUGACAGAGGACACAUCUGUGAUGGAGGAAUUAGAAACUCCAGCAGUGGACCUGAAUGAUGAAUCAAUCCAAGAAGGUGUAGAGGUUGAGGUAACACAAGACAAUUCAGGGGUGAUUUUGGAAGUAGAUACAGAGGUGGAGGUAGUCGCUGACUUCCAGGUGACUUUGCUUACUGAGGAGGAAGAGCUAAAGCUAGAGCAACAAAACCUAGAUGAAGUAAAGGUGAUUGAGGUACCACAAAAUAUUUCAGGGGUGAAUUUGGAGGAAGACACAGAGAUGCGGGCAAUCACUGACUUUGGGCCUGAGCCCCAAAACACAGAGGAAGUAAAAGAAAAUGAGCAUUGUCCUAAGCAGACAGGAACUAAGAUAAAAAGUGAGGAUGUUGGGGAUCAACUUCAGUCAAGCAUACGAAAAACAAAGGACACCCCUGUGAUGGAACAAAUAGAUAUUACAGAAGAAGGAAUGAAAGAUGAAUCAGGCCCAGACCUUGUAGAGACUGAAUCAGACCAGCGAGACCCUACUAAUUUACAACAGUCAGCCCUAUCUGACCCUGAGAGCGACAAGGAGGCAGAUUUAGAGGAGGUGAUGAGUAAUGUAUCAGAAUGUCACAUACCAACAGAUCUAGAGCAGGUGCUUGGUAUGAGACAGUACAUUGAGACACUUGAGGUAAAAGAUUUUCAGGUGCAGGUUUCUACAGGCCAAAUGACACCUCAAGCAACAAGGCAAGAACAAUUUGAGGAUAAUGAACUAACAUAUCAAAUUCAGGAUUCUGAGGAAGGCAAAGAUCUUUUAGGACAAGAGAAACAUAACAAAGUACAAGAUAUAAAUACUUCUGCUGCACAAGCUGAUGCAAAGAUGACAGCAAAUACUGUGAAAGCAAUGAAAUCUAUGGGAGCAGGGUACCAUAUGAAAAUAAAAGGUAGCCCUGAAACUGAAAAGUCAGGAGACGAUGAAGUAAGUUCUGAACCAGCCAGCGCAGAUUAUGUGUCUUUGAGUGUUCAAUCUGUAUCGGAGGUCGCAGAAGAAAUAAAAGUGUGUCGACAUUUAAGUGGAGAUCUCAAGGAGAGCAUAGACCCAUCACAAAGUGCUUUUACAAAUUUAAAAUUAGUGCAGGAUGGACUUGAACUUGAAAAUGAGGUCCAACAGAUUUCACCUGAAGUUGAGACAGUAAUGGGUGAAGCACACAAGGACUGCACUUUGCAAUCACUGUCAGAGGAAGGUAAACUAGUAUCUGAGGUAGCCGCAUCAGAGAUUUCAGAAAGUUUAGCACAAGCUGAAAAGGCAGGUGAUGUGUUAUCUGAGGUUACGGAGCAGGUCUUAGCAACUGCCAGCAGCACAUCAGAAUCAAGAACAACAGGUUUGCAGGCAAAAUCAGAACAGGAAACUACUGUGAUCCCUAAAAACAAACACAGGAACAGCAAAAAGUCAUCAAAAAAAAGUCCCAAAAGUCCUGUGGGAAAAUGUAAACCACAAUGAGAUUUCUAUGAAAAUAAAAUCUCAUAUAGAGUUCCACUUAAAAAUGAUUUGAGGUAAGUAAUUUGUUAGUUAUGGGUUUUUACUGCUUAAUGACUCACUGACUGCACUUGAGAAAUUUUGUUGCUGGAUCAUAUUCUCUGACUACUUUAAUUUCAAUGAGCAUUCUUUGUGAACUUUUUUUCAACUUCUGAAUAUUAUAUAUACAUUUACAUGACUUUUUAAAAAUACAUGAAUGUUAUCAAAGCAUGUGAAGGCUUACUCUGUAAAUCUUUGUUCACCCACCUCCAUGGGUGUUGUAAUUCUCUGUUUGAUUUUGAAUAAAGCAAUUAGGAAGUUUGGCAUUCUUAACUUCCUACAGCAUA